AUGCUGUGUUUCCAGUCGUUCGCUCAGGGUGCUGGCGAUGAGGGGACUUCGGCGCGACUGUCUGCCGCUUCGCGCGACGCAGAGACCUGCGGAGAGUCCUCCAGGAUUGUUUUUCCUGUGGAUUCCUUGAAGUCUCACGAGGACGCGAAGGGCGGUGCCCGCGCCCAGCCAGUGCGGGUUCACUUCGCCUACGCACGCGGACGCCGAGGCCAGGAGAAACCAAUGCAGGUGGUGAUCCCUACGCAUGCAGGCACUGGCUACACGCUUGUGCUGCUCGAAGUCUACCGGGGGCUGGAUUUGCCUGUAAACUUCCUCAAAGAAAUCCAGCUAAAACUGGGGAAGACGCGAGGCGAGGAUCCUGAAACGGCGCCAAGCGCAGCGGACGCUAAAAAAGGCAACGCGACGGACCAGCCGCAGCAGCACGAGGAGAAAGGCGCGGAGGACAGCGAAGACGUUCUGUUUCUCAAAGUCUUCGCCGAGCCUCUGAAUCAGCACGGCGUUGUCGUCUCGCAUCCAGAGAAAAGGCCCCUUUCCAUGCUCGGCCUCGGGAGCGACUCGACGCGAGCGACAGGCUCGACGCACGCGUUCGUGAGCGAAAUCCAACCCGAAGAGGCCGGCGACGUCGCUGUCGCCUUCGCCCUUGUCCGCCCGUGGAAAAUGAGCGACGCGCCGCAGGUUUUUGUCGCGCUGGCGCACUUCGACUGA
Molecule: messenger RNA, 705 nt
Organism: Besnoitia besnoiti
Lineage: Eukaryota; Apicomplexa; Conoidasida; Eucoccidiorida; Sarcocystidae
Exons: 2
Coding region: 1-705 (234 amino acids)
Source: RefSeq, a predicted model, not a curated record